Physella acuta is the source of this 2739-nucleotide messenger RNA. RefSeq lists its product as uncharacterized. Gene Ontology annotation, molecular function: GTP binding. The record is from RefSeq and is a predicted model, not a curated record. NCBI's taxonomy places the organism in Eukaryota, Metazoa, Mollusca, Gastropoda, Physidae. Gene Ontology annotation, cellular component: nucleolus.
UUAAACAGCACGGUUUCCGGUUUAGAACACGCUACAUUCGUUUUAGUUUUUCUUACUACUCAAGUGUAUAAGUCAAGUGCAUACUGUUUUUCUAGAUCUAGAUCUAGAUCUAAAUCUUUACUUGAACUUCUGUUUUCACAGGCUAUUUGUGAAAAUGGGUAAACCACGGGAAACGUUCAAUAAGGCGAAUCACAGUCUAAAUCCUGAUCGUCCCAAGACAUCAGCAGGGAUGAGAGACAGGUCUACUAUCAAUCGGUUGAAGAUGUAUAAAAACUUCAAGCCAAAGAGAGAUCGUUCGGGUAGAAUAGUUCAACCUGCGCCUUUUCAGUCAACCCUCAAAUCUGGCACCAUGGCUAGGGUAGAGCCUAACAGAAAGUGGUUUGGGAACACAAGAGUUGUUACACAAAAUGCCUUGCAGGCCUUCAAUGAAGCGAUUAAUAAAAUAAAAGCCGACCCAUAUAAAGUUGUAAUGAACCCAACCAAGAACCCUGUAACUUUACUGAGUUACACUCCAAAAGCGGCACCAUCUCCAAGACUUUUGGAUCGUGAACCCUUUGAACAGGUGUUUGGUAAGAAAGCAACUAGGAAGAAGCCUACACUUUCUACUUAUGAUCUCGAUGAAAUGGUAAAAAAUGCAGAAACUGACCUUCAGAAGUGGGAAGAAAGUCAGAGUACAUUGGUGCCCCAAGAGGAUGGUGUGAAAAGUGAACAGUUGGAAAUUGUGUUUAAAGCUGGAACUUCUAAGAGAAUAUGGAAUGAAUUAUACAAGGUUAUUGAUUCUUCUGAUGUGAUUGUCCAAGUACUAGAUGCUAGAGAUCCUGCAGGAACAAGAUGUAGACAAGUUGAAAACUACUUGAAGAAAGAAAAGCCUCAUAAACAUUUAUUAUUUGUUUUAAACAAGGCUGACUUAGUUCCUAAUUGGGCUGUUAAAAAGUGGGUAGCUAUACUCUCUUCAGAACAUCCAACUAUGGCUUUCAGGGCUAGCAUAACAAAUUGUUUUGGCAAAGGUGAUCUCAUAUCACUACUUCGACAAUUUACCAGGCUACACAGUGAUAAGAAACAGAUAAGUGUUGGGUUGAUAGGAUACCCCAAUGUUGGCAAAAGCUCCAUAAUUAAUGCUCUCAAGUCAAAGAAAGUUUGUAAUGUAGCCCCAGUACCUGGAGAAACUAAGGUAUGGCAGUAUGUUACACUGAUGAACAACCUGUUUUUAAUUGAUUGUCCUGGUAUAGUGUACCCCACUGGAGCAACUCAGACCGACUUGGUUUUGAAAGGAGUUGUCCGGGUUGAAAAGGUCAAUCAGCCAGAAGAUUAUAUCCAUGCAGUAUUGGAGAGAGUAAAGAAAGAAUAUAUCCAGAAAACUUAUGGUAUUACAGAGUGGGAAAGCCCUGAAGACUUUUUAGAACAGGUGGCUAAAAAGUCUGGAAGGUUACUAAAGGGAGGUGAAGCUGAUAUUAGUACAGUUGCCAAGAAUGUUCUGAAUGACUACCAAAGGGGGAAAAUACCUUAUUUUGUACGGCCACCUGAAUCUGAGUUGGAUGUUGAGGAAGAAACAGAAAAUGAGAAUAUUCCACCUAAUGAAGCUGUAGAGGAAGCCUCAGCUGAGACAGAAAUACCCAUUGACGUAGAUAAUUCAAUUACAGAAGAUAAAACUCAACAAAAUGAGUUGAACGAUGAUGCCAGUGAGGAGCAGGAACAGAGCCAUGAUGAGGAAGAAGACAGUGAAGCAGAAGAAUCCAGCAACAUAAAUGCAAACAACAGUGAGACUGAAGACCCAGAUUCUAAACAUGAAGAUAACAAGAAUAAGAAGAAUAAAGGCUUGGCAGCAAUACAUCCAUUCUUUGAAAUAACCGGCAGAAAAUUAGGGGAUAUCAAGAAAAAAAUGGCAAAACUAAAACAAAACAUAAAAGAAAUUCGUGCUAAGAAACUUGAAAGGGAAUCCAAAAAAUCUAUAAAGGGUGGAGAAUCAACAGACCCAAGUAGUGAUGUACAAAAACAUGAUGAAACAAAAUCCCCCAAGAGCACUGUUGUGCACAGACAACCACAUUUUAUUAGUCUUGCUUCUGACAUUGAUGCAGUACCUUCACAGAAAAAAGGUUCAAAGCUUAGAAAUCUAAAAAAUAAACUGUUUUCUUCUGACAAAAGUCAAUCUGUUAGUGAAAGCAAAAAAUCGCCAACAGUUUCAUCAGCCAUGAAAAGGAAAUUAGAUGAAGUUGAAGAUAAGCCCCAAGCAAAGAAAAGUAAAUGUAAUGUAAUCUCCACCCCCAGUGGGGUCAUGAUUGUCAGUGAUAUACAAGCUGCACCUCAAACAACCCCUUCGUCAACGGAGAGGAAAACUACAGGUGCUACUCCUCAAAGUGACAAGGUGAAAACUCCUCAAGCUACAUCAUCUAGUAAAAAGAGAAAGAAUAAAAGAAAGAGAGAAGAAGAGGAUGAUGCUGAAGCCACACCAAAGGUUACAGGAUUGGCUAAACGUCGUUUACAAAGACAAGAAAUAAAAGAAAUGAAUAAGAAAAUUGAUUUCUAUAAAGAAAAGGAUGUAAAGAACAGAAGAAGGUCAAGAAGAUAGAUUUUAUGUAUAAAAAUAAACAUUGAGAAAUGUUAUAUACAUAUGUAAAUAUUUUGUUAUUUAAUUGAAAGUCAGUGUGAGGAGCCUGUUGAUGUGAUGAAAUAUACAUGAUUAAAAACUACAAUAGAGAUAAAUUUAAAUUUGUUGUUAUAGUUUUUUAUUGAGUUUUUUUU